Messenger RNA from Stegostoma tigrinum, 6872 nucleotides. It is a transcript of the gene nup54, whose product is annotated as nucleoporin 54. NCBI's taxonomy places the organism in Eukaryota, Metazoa, Chordata, Chondrichthyes, Orectolobiformes, Stegostomatidae. The coding region runs from base 205 to 2019 and encodes 604 amino acids. The record is from RefSeq and is a predicted model, not a curated record. Gene Ontology annotation, biological process: nuclear pore organization; protein localization to nuclear inner membrane; NLS-bearing protein import into nucleus. The transcript has 15 exons. Gene Ontology annotation, cellular component: nuclear pore; nuclear pore central transport channel. Gene Ontology annotation, molecular function: structural constituent of nuclear pore.
ACAGAUACGAGGAAGCAAUGGCUGUGCGGAUGAAAGCUUUUCGCUGGCUGCUUCAUUGCAAGCCUGUCGAAUCCGGUCAGCAAGCGGAAUCCUUUCGUGACCUGACUAAAGGUUCCGGGUGCACGAGGAGCGGCGGAACGUUUUAAUGGUGAUGUUUUCACUCCACCCGGAUCAGAAUGUCGUGACGGACCGGCGCGCUGCACUAUGGCGUUCAAUCUGGGCGGUGGGAGCUCGGGAACGAGUGGAUUUACUUUUGGUUCUUUUUGUGCCAAAACUACAGCACAGCCCAGUUUUGGUUUUGGAACUGCCACCACAACAGCUGCUUCAGGAUUUGGAGGUUUUGGCACAUUUGGGACCACUAAUACCACAGCAAGUGGGCAAACAGCAGGAUUUCCUUUUGGAGCAUCAACAGGUUUUGGUGGGCUUGGAGCUGCUACAGCCAGUAGCUUUAAUUUUGGGGGUUUCGGACUAAACGCUAACACUGCAAUUGGCUUAAAUAUCGGAAGUUUUGGUGCAGCUACAACCACAGCUUUUGGUUUUGGUAGUGGUGGCUUGGCUGGCACAGGUGGUUUUGGAGGGUUUGGCACAAGUACGACAGCUGCUCCCGCUUUCAAUUUCUCAGCAACACCUGCCAAUACAGGGGUAACAGGCCUUUUCCAGAACACACAGAAUAAAGGCUUUGGGUUUGGUGGUGGUUUUGGCACCGGCACUGGCGCAGGCCUGACAACCGGCUUAGCAGCUGGUUCCACAUUUGGAGGAUUUGGUGGCUUUGGUACUCAGCAACAACAGCAAACUGGAGGACUUCUUGGACAGGCAAUACAGCCUCAGACACAGUCAGCUCAACUGAUCAACACAGCGAGCGCCCUUUCUGCGCCAACUCUACUGGGGGAUGAGCGCGAUGCUAUAUUGGCCAAGUGGAACCAGCUACAGGCGUUCUGGGGAACUGGAAAAGGCUACUUCCAUAAUAAUCUGGCUCCUGUAGAGUUCACUCAAGAAAACCCUUUCUGUCGGUUUAAGACUGUUGGUUUCAGCUGCAUACCCAAUAAUAAGGAUGAGGAUGGCCUGGUAGCUUUGGCUUUUAACAAAAAAGAGGCAGACGUUCGAAACCAGCAGCAAUUGAUCGUAGAAUCUUUGCACAAAAUUCUCGGGGGAUUGCCACAAAUCAUGGUGAAUGUUGAAGGAAUCCGAGCUCUGCCAGACGACCAGACAGAAAUGGUGAUCUAUGUCGUUGAACGUUUUCCAAACGGAAAUUCCAGAAGGGUUUCGGUGACAAACCUCUACAGUUCGCUGGAGCAGGCUAAUGUAAAAAGUCAACUGAUGCAGUUAGGAGUGAUUGUCGCACUGCCCAGAACAGAACUUUCUCCAGCUCAGAUGAAACAACUGCUGCAGAAUCCUCCUGCUGGUGUUGAUCCAAUAAUUUGGGAGCAGGCUAAAGUUGACAAUCCUGAUCCUGAAAAGCUUAUACCGGUGCCCAUGGUGGGUUUUAAGGAAUUGCUGAGGAGGCUCAAGUUCCAGGAACAGAUGACAAAGCAGCAUCAGAGCAGACUGGAUAUUAUAUCUGAGGAUGUAAACGAGCUGCAGAAGAACCAGGCUACAACAGUAGCAAAGAUAGCCCAGUACAAGCGAAAACUGAUGGACCAAGCUCAUAAAGUCUUGCAGGUAUUAAUAAAGCAAGAGAUCCAGAGGAAAGCAGGUUAUGCAAUACAAGCAGAAGAAGAACAGCUUCGUGUGCAGCUGGAUACUAUCCAGAGUGAGCUAAAUGCACCCACCCAGUUUAAGGGCCGUUUGAAUGAACUGAUGUCUCAGAUAAGAAUGCAGAAUCAUGUUGGAGCCGUGAGAUCAGAAGAGAGAUACAGCGUCGAUGGGGAUCUCUUGGGUGAAAUCAAGCAGCACCUGAAAUUGCAGCAGGAAGGUCUGACUCAUUUGAUCAGUGUUCUGAAGGAAGAUUUGGAGGACAUGAAGCUAAUUGAGCAUGGCCUUAAUGAGAGUGUUCAUAUUCGCCGUGACCUUUUCAGUUGAUGGCCUUUCUGGAAUAUCGCUUUGGUUAAGAGAGUUAUUUUUCCUGUCCAAACUCUGUUUUUGGGUCCAUACCACCUGCACAAAUGAUACAGCAUCUCCAUGUUGGUGUGGUUGGAGAAGGAAAUGUUGUUGCCAUUCUUCAUUAAAUGCUGCAGUCACCUCGGUUAAGUCUGUAGCUUUGGGAAUUUUAAUAUUUGCCUUGACAGCAGCCACUUACAAAACUUUACAAGAGAUUAGUGAUUAUUGAGUGACUUUGUUAUGCAUGUCUGAAGGCAUAGCUUAGAUACUACUGUGCGCAAGUUAGUGAUGAAUGUUUGAAAUGACAGCUCACUGAAGAAUGACCUAUUUUAUUGUAGGUUUUAACCUGUUUAAUAUGUAAUAAGUAUUUAUUCACGAAAAUUGCAAAUAGUAGUUUCUGGAUGCAUAUCUCAAUUUCUCUUUCCAAUUUUUGUCAAUUGUAUAAAUAUGAUUUUCCUGUUCUAUGCAAUAGGUUGGGACAGAUUUUUUUUUAAUGCUGCUAACAAUCAGACUUGCAUUGAACAGGAAUGCCUAUUAUCAGUACUGACUAAGUCAGGAACAAAUUGGAGUUUCUUUACAUUUUCAUAAAAUAUUAGCGCACAGCUGGAGCUUUGUUUAUUUUAGAUGAGUAGGUGUUUGACCAUUCUGAGUACUUCUGAACAACUUGUACAACUUGAAAAUGUGACCUUGCUAUGAAUGUGGAAAAUUUGAAGUGUACUUUAAUGGACAUAAUAAGAGCCCUGGAGACUGGAGCCAUGAAUUGGUCAUUAAUGUUAGAUAAUUCAGAGAAGCUGAAGAGCUAGAUACCCAAACUGAUUUUAUUUUUUUGUUAAACUUGUACUAGUGUAUUUAUAGAAUUAUCACAAGGAGCUUGGAUUUGUUUUUGGGAGUUGAUAUUUUUUAAAAUUCAAUCUGUGAUAUUUUUCAUGUUAAUGCAUGCAACUCCUUUUUUUAAUCCAGUAGGAAGUUCAGGUUGGUGCCAGGCAUGUUUACAAAAUAAUUUCCUGUGCUAUUUAUGGUCACUUUGAAACAUACAUCAAUACAAUCUUAGUUCUGACAAGGCUCUCCUUUGAAGAACUACUAUAAAUGUGUUAAAUGUUUGUUAUAAUUAAGCAAAGAGGGUAUAAAUUCUAAAUAAACAAUUUGAUUUAAUAAUCAUCCACUUUGGAGUCUUCAAAUAUUAUUUUCAUAGUGCGAACCAUAUUUUGUUCAGCUGCAAAUAUUUUUAAAAUGUCAUGUGACAUUUCCUUAACACCCCUCGUCCAGCUCUUCAACCUGAUAAGUGUUUUAUUUCCUUGCUUAAGAAUAUUGGUCAAAACUAUAAACUUCUUACUGAUUGUAAAGUAAUUUGCUCCAAUUCUUUGUGAUGACUGAGGAAUUGUGAUUCAAUACCGGAAGCCUAAAUGAAUGACCUCUGACCAUGAGAAAUGGUGAUUCUUCCCCAACUAAGUGUCUGAAUUACAGUCUUUGGAAAAGAGCUUUGAGUUUCAAAUAAUGGAAUGAUGUAGCUGACGUCGAGACUUUAUUACUCUGCUUUUGAGGGUGAAAUUUUGCAGCACUAGCCUCAGGUGCUUAAAAGUGGCCCAAAAAUGGAACUGUACUUCAACACAAUCUACAACUCAAUGGCCCUUUAAAGAGUGAGUUAGUUACUACAAAACUAAUAAAAUUGAUAAAACAUAACAGACAUACCCAUUUCGAUUAGAAAUUUGAACUAUGUUAAAAGAUGAAAAUUAUAAAGAUGUAGGAAUCUGCCUCUGGCCUCUGAACGGUAGCUGGCAUGGCCAUUAACUUGGAUGAUACCUGUAAUGCUGACAUUGGUCUUGAAAUCUACUGUUUCAUUACCAAUGACUCUGUAUAUAGCUGAUGGGGAAGUCUGUGUGCAGCAGAUGCAUUUAACAAUGACUAUAUUGUUAGGAGUGAGCACCUCACUGUCCUUUUGGAGACUAAGUCCCAUUUUCAUGUCAAGGAUACCUUGCAUUUUGUUGUCUGUCACCACUGUCACAUAUUUCAAACAGAUCUAGCAACUGGAAACUGGAAAUCCCUGAGAAAUUGGGCCAUUAGAAUCAACAGAAUUGUAUUCCAACACAAUCUUCAACUCCUUGGCUCAUCCCACUCCACCAUUAUCAUCAUGCCUGGGCAUCAUCCUGGCUCAGUGAAGAAGGAAAUGUCAACCCUAGCACUAAGCAUUCCAAAAAGUGAGACAUUGGCCUGGUGAAGCUACAACACAAGACUACUUCCAUGUCAAACAGCAUAAGCAUCGAGUGAUUGACAGGGCUAAGUAAUUCCAACAAUCAAUGGAUCAGAUCGAAGUUCUGCUGUCAUGCCACAGCAGUCAUGAAUGAUGGUGGACACUUAACAACUCACUGGAGGAGGAGGCUCCACAAAUAUCCCCAUCCUCAACAAUGAGGGAGCCUAGCACAUCCAUACAAAAGGAAAGGUCCAAGCAGUUGCUUCCCUCUUCAGCCAGAUGUGCUGAAUAGAAAAUCCAUCUCCGCUUCCUCUAAGGACCUCAGUAUUACUAACGUCAGCCUUCAGUCAAUUAAGUUCACUCAUGCCACAUAAGAAAUGGCAGUGCGCUGGAUACUGCCAAGGUUGUGGUCCUGACAACAUUUCUGGCAAUUGUCCUGUUGACUUGUGCUCCAGAACUAGCCAUGCCCCUAGCUAACUUAUUCCAGUACAGCUACAACACUGGUAUCUGCAAGACAAUGUAGAAAAUUUCCCAAGUACAUCUGCCCACAAAAGCAUGGAAAACUCAAUCCCACCAAUUGUUGCCCUAUCAGCCUACUUUCGAUCAUCAAUAAAGUGAUGGAAGGGUUUGUGAACAGCGCUGUCUCGCAGCACUACAAACAAAUAUUCACUAAUGUUCAGUCUAGGUUCCACUUGGGCCACUCGGCUCUUGACCUCCUUGCAGCCUUUGUCCAAACAUGGGCAAAAAAAACUGAAUCUCAGAGAUGAGGUGUGAGUGACUGCUGUUGACAUCAAGGUAACAUGUUACUGAGUGUACUAUCAUGGAGCUUUGACAAAGUUAGAAUAAAUGAAAAUUGCAGGGGUUGAAAUCCUGGAUCUUCCUUUGUAACAUCUGUUUGUGUCCCUAAUCUCCUUGAACUGCAACAGUCAGAAAUAGCUGGUUUGAUUUUCUGUACAACGCUUGAAAUGUGGGCGGAUGUAGACCAUUCAGCCCAUCAAGUCUGCGUGGCCGUUCAAUGAGAUCAUGGCCGGUCUGAUAAUCCUAAACUCUAUUUUCCUGCCUUUUUCCGAUAACCCUUGAUUCUCUUACUGAUCAACUAUAUUCAAGGUUAAGAUAGAUUUUAAUGGACCAACCUCGACAGACCUGUGCAGUAAAGAAUUCUAUUGAUUCACUACUGCCAGAAAAAAAAAUGCUCCUCAUCUCUGUCUUAAAUGUGCAACCCUUUAUUCUGAAAUUAUGCCAUCUGAUCCUAGACUCUCCUACAAUGGGAAAUAACCUUUCCACAUCCACUCUGUCAAGUCCUCAAAAUAUCAUCUUCAUUUCUAUAAGAUUGGCUCUCAUUCUUCAAAAUUCCAAUGAGUACAGCAGGACAACCAUUUCAACUUCUCCAAACACAGUCCAUAACUGGUAUCAACCUAGAAUCUUCCCUGGGCUGCCUCCAACGCUGGUAUAUAUCCUUAGAUAAUUGGCCCAAAACUGUUCACAAUAUUCCAUCUGUGAUCUGACUAGACUAGUGACUGUAUAGUUUUAUCAAAACCUCCCUACUUUUAAACUCCAUCCCCUUGGAAAUAAAGACUAACAGUCUAUUUGCCUUCCUUAAUACCUGAUGAAUGUGCAUGCUAACUAUUGUGAUUCAUGGAUUAGGAUUUCCUAAUCCCUUUUCUGUAGCUUUCUGCAUUCUUUCUCCAUUCUAAUGGAAUUUAGCUGCUCUCUGCUUCCUGCCAAAAUGCAUUACCUUGCAUGUCCUACUUGAAUCGUUAAACAUAUUAACAUGCUUGAGUGAGAUGUCAUUUAUUCACUGCUGAAAUGAGAUUUAUUAGAAUAUCAUUUUGUCAACAGCAGUCACCAAAUUUGACCCAAAGUAUCAGAGAUAAUGGGAACUGCAGAUGCUGGAGAUUCCCCAAAGUAUAGCAUAUUUUUGACACAGAAACUCUUGGUUUCCUUUUUUUAAUAAAAGAAGCUGUUCCAUACAUAAUAUGCAAAUAGUUGCUGACCUAUUCAUUUAAACAUUUCAGAUGCAAGUAAUGAUUAUGUUUCUAACAAUAAAUGAAUAACUAAAUUUACCAGAAAAUCAGAAAAAUAUACCGUGCAGUGAAUUGUAAAACAGAUAUUUUGUACUUGAAGUAUAUUUGUUUAUAUUUGUAUUAAGUGUCACAUAAAUUCAUCCAUCAUCAUCAUGACAUGACCAAGAUUAACUUUUAUAUGAGACAGGUAGGGAAGCUGAUUAAACUAGUUUAUUGUCCUCAUUUUCUGUCUUGAGCAGAGUAUUUUUAACUUCAAAUGUAAUGUGUUUUCCAACCUGCUUUUGUGAAUUUUUAAAAAGAUAUCUUGCAGUAAACACUCUUAUGUUUACAUUAAAGAAUUGUAUGUAUUCAUGCCUAAAUUGUUUUUGAACCCACUGUGGUCUUUGACAUUUCUCUCACACAUAUGCAUUGACACAAACACAAGAAACAGGAAAGAAGAGUUUUGCAGCUAUAAUGUUAAAACCAACAGUGAGGAAACUUGAUUCAUGUGAAUAAGAAAAAUCAAUGAGGGUUUUUUCACUCAGACAUUACAAAGUUGAGGUGAUCCCAGGUGGUUGAACCGUGGACUUGCAGAAUUGAUUGAUGCAGCAGGAUGAUUCAUAUUGACAGGAAACUAGGUUUUU